Molecule: messenger RNA, 789 nt
Organism: Caenorhabditis remanei
Lineage: Eukaryota; Metazoa; Nematoda; Chromadorea; Rhabditida; Rhabditidae
Exons: 3
Coding region: 1-789 (262 amino acids)
Cellular component (GO): nucleus; ribonucleoprotein complex; cytoplasm
Molecular function (GO): mRNA binding
Source: RefSeq, a predicted model, not a curated record
AUGCCUCGCGGUGGAUCCGAAGACCAAAAGGUCUACGUUGGCAACUUGCCAGGAGAUGUUCGUGAGAAGGAAGUCGAAGACAUCUUCCACAAGUACGGACGCAUCAAGUACAUUGACAUUAAAUCAGGACGCGGACCAGCUUUCGCUUUUGUCGAGUUCGAAGAUCACAGAGAUGCUGAGGACGCUGUACGUGCACGUGAUGGCUAUGAAUUCGACGGUCGUCGUAUUCGAGUUGAGUUCACCCGUGGAGUUGGACCACGCGGACCAGGAGGUCGUCCAUUGAACGAAGAAGGUGGAGGCUAUCGCGGUGGUGGUGACUUCCGUGGCGGACGUGGAGGUGGCCGCGGAGGAGGUGGCCCACAGAGAAGAACCGGAUACCGAGUUAUUGUUGAAGGACUCCCACCAACUGGAUCGUGGCAAGAUCUUAAAGAUCAUAUGCGCGAGGCUGGAGAUGUCUGCUAUGCUGAUGUAGCUCGCGACGGAACUGGAGUCGUCGAGUUCACUCGUUACGAUGAUGUCAAGUACGCUGUUAGAAAGUUGGACGACACGAAAUUCCGUUCUCAUGAGGGUGAAACCGCCUACAUUCGUGUACGCGAAGAUAACUCAUCUGGAGGUGGAAGCGGUGGAGGUGGCGGCCGUGACCGCAGCCGUUCUCGUUCACCACGUGCCGAACGUCGUGCAUCACCAAAGUAUUCUCCACGUCGUUCUCGUUCACGCAGCCGUAGCCGUUCUCGCUCACGCUCUCGUUCGGCUUCUCGCAGCCCAUCUCGCUCACCAUCUCCACAAUAG